AGAAUGCGCCAUCCUGUAGGAGUAUGGGGUACUGGUGGAAUUGAGAGGAGGUUUAGCCAAACUACAAGAGAAUCUUCUUUCUGACAUUUUAAGGGGAAAAUUGAAGGUGCCCAACGUUCAUAGAGGAGCCACUAUGAUACAGGAAAGGUUGAGUGGUAGAAAGAUUCUCUUGAUUCUUGAUGACGUGGAUGACAUGGACCACUUACACAAGUUAGUUGGGGCAUGUGAUUGGUUUGGUGCAGGCAGUAAAAUUAUCAUAACAACAAGGGAUAAGCAACUGUUAACUGCUCAUGAUGUUAAUUUAAUACAUGAGGUCAAGAUUUUAGAUGAUCCUGAAGCUCUUGAGCUCUUCUGUUGGCAUGCCUUCAAAAGAAGUGGGCCUCCUUUGGAUGAUUAUGUGAAACUUGCAGAACUUGCAAUACGCUAUGCUCAAGGCCUUCCUUUGGCCUUGGAAGUUCUCGGUUCUUGUCUAUGUGGUGGAAGUAUAGAUAAAUGGGAAGCUGCAUUGGAUGGUUUCAAAAGCAAGAAAAUUCAGGACGUUCUCAAAAUAAGUUACAAUGCAUUGCAUCGUAGCGUACAAGAGGUUUUCCUUGACAUCGCAUGUUUCUUUAAGGGUAAAAGUAGAAACUAUGUGACAGAAGCUUGUGAGCUAAAAACUAGAUAUGGCAUUGAUGUACUCAUACAAAAGGCCCUCAUAAGUGUUGAACAUGGAGUUUAUAUUCAGAUGCAUGACUUACUAGAAAAGAUGGGUAAGGACAUAAUUGAGCAGGAGUCGCGCAUUGAACUCGGAGAACGUAGCAGAUUGUGGUUUCAUGAAGAUGUCGAGCAUGUCCUAACUAAUAACACAGGAACAAAUAAAAUCACAGGCAUCGUGUUAAAUUUCCCCAAACAAGAUGAUGAGAUAUUCUUGAAUGUUGGCAGAAGCUUCUCGAAGAUGAAAAAUCUUAAAAUUCUCAUAAACUACAAUGUAUACCUUUUUGGAGACCCCAGUUCUAUCCCAAACAAUUUGAGAGUGCUUGAAUGGCAUGGAUGUCCGUUCCAAUAUUUUCCAGGCAAUUUUCUUCAAAAGGCACUAUUUGUGCUCAAUCCGUUCCGCAUGCGCAUCAAACAACUAGGGGAGGGGUUGAAGCAUUUGACAAAGUUGACAUCUCUGAAUUUCGAGGGAUCGAAAUUCCUAAUUGAAAUCCCCGACCUUUCCAACAGCCCAAACUUAAGGUACUUGAAUGCGAGUCGUUGUAGGAGUCUAGUCGAGGUUCAUCCAUCUAUUGGAAAUCUUGAUAAACUUGUAGUAUUGGAUUUUAGUUUCUGCAGUGAACUUACGAAGUUUCCAAAUAAAGUUAGGUUGAAAUCUCUGAAUUUUUUUGGUCUUUUCCGUUGCAUAAAGUUGGAGAGUUUCCCAGAAAUUGUAGACAAAAUGAAAUCCUUAGAUGAAUUGGACUUAGGGAUAACUGCUAUAAAAGAGUUGCCUUCAUCAAUUGGAAAUCUCAUUGGGCUGCAAAUGUUGUACUUAUCUGGAAGUGCUAUAAAAGAGUUGCCUUCAUCAAUUGGAAGUCUCAUUGGGCUGCAAGAAUUGUACUUAUCUAAAAGUGCUAUAAAAGAGUUGCCUUCAUCAAUUGGAAAUAUCAUUGGGCUGCAAAGAUUGGACUUAUCUGCAAGUGCUAUAAAAGAGUUGCCUUCAUCAAUUGAAAAUCUCAUUGGGCUGCAAAGAUUGGACUUAUCUGAAAGUGCUAUAAAAGAGUUGCCUUCAUCAAUUGGAAAUCUCAUUGGGCUGCAAGAAUUGUACUUAUCUAAAAGUGCUAUAAAAGAGUUGCCUUCAUCAAUUGGAAAUCUCAUUGGGCUGCAAAGAUUGUACUUAUCUGAAAGUGCUAUAAAAGAGUUGCCUUCAUCAAUUGGAAAUCUCAUUGGGCUGCAAAGAUUGGACUUAUCUGAAAGUGCUAUAAAAGAGUUGCCUUCAUCAAUUGGAAAUCGCAUUGGGCUGCAAGAAUUGUACUUAUCUAAAAGUGCUAUAAAAGAGUUGCCUUCAUCAAUUGGAAAUCUCAUUGGGCUGCAAAUAUUGUACUUAUCUGAAAGUGCUAUAAAAGAGUUGCCUUCAUCAAUUGGAAAUCUCAUUGGGCUGCAAAUAUUGAGCUUAUCUGAAAGUGCUAUAAAAGAAUUGCCUUCAUCAAUUGGAAAUCUCAUUGGGCUGCAAAUAUUGAGCUUAUCUGAAAGUGCUAUAAAAGAGUUGCCUUCAUCAAUUGGAAAUCUCAUUGGGCUGCAAAGAUUGUACUUAUCUAAAAGUGCUAUAAUAGAGUUGCCUUCAUCAAUUGGAAAUCUCAUUGGGCUGCAAGAAUUGAGCUUAUCUGAAAGUGCUAUAAAAGAGUUGCCUUCAUCAAUUGGAAAUCUCAUUGGGCUGCAAAUGUUGUACAUAUCUGGAAGUGCUAUAAAAGAGUUGCCUUCGUCAAUUGGAAGUCUCAUUGGGCUGCAAGAAUUGUACUUAUCUAAAAGUGAUAUAAAAGAGUUGCCUUCAUCAAUUGGAAAUCUCAUUGGGCUGCAAAGAUUGGACUUAUCUGCAAGUGCUAUAAAAGAGUUGCCUUCAUCAAUUGGAAAUCUCAUUGGGCUGCAAAGAUUGGACUUAUCUGAAAGUGCUAUAAAAGAGUUGCCUUCAUCAAUUGGAAAUCUCAUUGGGCUGCAAAGAUUGGACUUAUCUGAAAGUGCUAUAAAAGAGUUGCCUUCAUCAAUUGGAAAUCUCAUUGGGCUGCAAAGAUUGGACUUAUCUGAAAGUGCUAUAAAAGAGUUGCCUUCAUCAAUUGGAAAUCUCAUCGGGCUGCAAAGAUUGUACUUAUCUAAAAGUGCUAUAAAAGAGUUGCCUUCAUCAAUUGGAAAUCUCAUUGGGCUGCAAGAAUUGAGCUUAUCUGAAAGUGCUAUAAAAGAGUUGCCUUCAUCAAUUGGAAAUCUCAUUGGGCUGCAAAGAUUGGACUUAUCUGAAAGUGCUAUAAAAGAGUUGCCUUCAUCAAUUGGAAAUCUCAUCGGGCUGCAAGAAUUGUACUUAUCUAAAAGUGCUAUAAAAGAGUUGCCUUCAUCAAUUGGAAAUCUCAUUGGGCUGCAAAUAUUGAGCUUAUCUGAAAGUGCUAUAAAAGAGUUGCCUUCAUCAAUUGGAAAGCUCAUUGGGCUGCAAAAAUUGGACUUAUCUAAUAGUGCUAUAAAAGAGUUGCCUUCAUCAAUUGGAAAUCUCAUUGGGCUGCAAGAAUUGAGCUUAUCUGAAAGUGCUAUAAAAGAGUUGCCUUCAUCAAUUGGAAAUCUCAUUGGGUUGCAAGAAUUGUACUUAUCUAAAAGUGCUAUAAAAGAGUUGCCUUCAUCAAUUGGAAAUCUCAUUGGGCUGCAAAAAUUGGACUUAUCUCACUGCGCUUGAAUUAUUAAAUUUAGAAGGAUGUGACAACCUUGCAAAUCUGCCACAAAGUUUUAUGGGUUGCAAAAUCUGGAGCAUAUUAAUCUCAAUCGGUGCCCAAAACUUGUCACACUUCCGAACAACUUGAUCUCUGAAGUUUUAUCGAGCGCAUAAUCACUUCCU
Molecule: messenger RNA, 3547 nt
Organism: Prunus avium (sweet cherry)
Lineage: Eukaryota; Viridiplantae; Streptophyta; Magnoliopsida; Rosales; Rosaceae
Source: RefSeq, a predicted model, not a curated record